Molecule: messenger RNA, 3732 nt
Organism: Syngnathoides biaculeatus (alligator pipefish)
Lineage: Eukaryota; Metazoa; Chordata; Actinopteri; Syngnathiformes; Syngnathidae
Product: small integral membrane protein 10-like protein 2A
Exons: 2
Coding region: 898-1098 (66 amino acids)
Source: RefSeq, a predicted model, not a curated record
CCAAUAAAUUGAUUCAUUGGGAAGAUGGAGCCUGAUUGGACAAAAACAAGCAAAACUGGUAGCGUUGCAUUUCAGAGAAACGCGAUGGAAUGAAGGUCAUUUGAUAUAGCGACAUUAUCUCGCUUGAUCACGAAAUUUAUUUCACCAGAAAUGUCGUCCACUGGAUGAUAUUUUGUACUGCACUUAAAUUACAGUUGGUGUGAUUACGGUUUUAGUCACAUUUGAACAAAUUGAAAAAGCUCCUAAAAUGGACACUUUCUCCCUUUGCUCAUGUGCUAUUCUGCAGCAACAUAUUUUUUUCCAAAUAUGACGUCAACCUUAUGGUGCAAUCUUUUAGUUUUUUAGCUUUUAGAGAUUUUCAAAAGAUUUUUACACUGUUAAACAGGGGGGAAAAAAAGACAUUCACUGAAAACUUUCAUUUUUAUUAUUUUGGGAGGGUUUUUUUUUUUUAUGUAAAAUGUUUUGUCAGAGGAAGCAAUAGCGUCAAAUUUCAACAUUUUUUAUUUUUAGGUCAACACGGUAUGGUGAUUUUCCACAUGCUGUACAAAUAUUUAUGUCUUUGGAGUUCUUAAUGUUUUGUUAUCAGUUAUCAAUCAACGGGGGUAAUUCGUUUCCAAAGCAAAUGGCGUCUUUUCGCCUGACAGUCUCAGCUCGGGGUCGCACCGAAGUUUGACUUCCUUCCGUGUGUCGCAGCGUUUUGUGUCCCCCCCCCCACCCCAAAUGACAACAAAUUCAGCGGAAGACAAGCCGGCAGGGUGGAGCGCAGCUGCCAGCGCAAUAAGUGCCCCAAAACCGGCGUCAAGGCUCUCACUCGGUUGUCGUCGGGCGGCGGAACAAUGAAGAGUCGUUUCCGAGGCGCCGAGCCCACCGAUUGAGCCCACCCCGGGCCGGGCAUCUAUGACGGGGCUGUCUCACUUGGUGCUCCGCUUCUCGGGCACCGCGGGGCGCACCUACGGGGUCUUUUCCAAAGGCCUGACCAGGACUUUGUUGAUCUUCUUCGAUCUGGCCUGGCGACUGCGAAUCAGGUUCCCGUACAUCUACCUGGUGGCCUCCAUGAUGUUCAACGUCAGACUCCAGGUCCACAUUGAGAUCCACUGACACCGGCGUCCAUGGCCCGUGCGGAGGGAGCGAGCGCCGGGCGUCCCCACGAGGACGAGGACGAGGAGGCGGCCGGCGGCCUUUUGCGACGCCCCGACGCGACGUUUGCGGUGCCUUUCGGGGGAGGGCGGCCGGCCAGGAGAUGAUGACUGUUCCCCCAUCCCCCGCCCCCUUGAGAUUUAGGAGCCGCCCCAUUUUUGUUUUCUUUGUCCCCCCCCCCACCCCCCCAAGAUGACACUGCCUUUUGCUCACCGGUUGUCAAAAUUUCAACCGGCGAUUUUCACACAACUUCAAAGCAAGUUUGGGAUGUUAAAGCUCGUCGGUGAAAAUUUCAAGAUGAACUUCAAAUAGAACGUUGAACUUUUUUCAAAAUGUGCUCAUUUGUCAUCAUGACCAACGUUAAAAAACGUCAGUGUAGUCGGAAUAUAAAAAAAAAAGACGUUUUGACACCUAAAAAGUACAUUUCCCGUUCUUGUAAGCCACUGGAACGUUCUCCAUUUUGAAUGUCAACACUGCGCUUGAAUACACACAGCAAAAAAAAAACAAAAACAAAACUUGAAUCUUCCAAUAAAAAAUGGAUUGCGCCGAAAUGAAAGAAACAAAAACCAGUCGGCCGCCCUUCGCAGUUGUGAAGCUGCGGGUUCAAUUCCCGCCUGUGUGGAGUUUGCUCGCCGUUGCCCGCGUGGCUGUUCUCUGGUUUCCUCUCAAAUCCCCAAAACGAGGACCGAAGACGCUAAAUGUCCCGUCGGGCCAGCGCACGUUCGCUUCUUUGCGCUCUGCCAGUUGCAGCCAGCACGCCUGUGUCCCGCAUGAGGAUAAGCGGCUUGGAAUGGAUGGAUCCGUUGAUAUCGAACGUCAAAGUUGAAUCCGAGCGACUGUCCCGCUUUCCGUUCCGACAUCGUUAGCCGGGUUCACGUGCGGACUUUUUGUGUCAUUCCGAUCACGUGACGUGAUGAUCGUCGUUAUUAUUCCCAUCCGUGCACGCGUUUAGAUCGAUGCCAACGCCGCGUGACCGAUCGAGAUUGAGGCCGGUCGUCGCUUUUCCCAAAACAACAACCGACGGACACUGGAAGAGUCACGGAAAGGCGCGACGCCAAAGUCCUUGGAAACGUUUAUGGAUCGGACGCCGAUUGGGAUUUCUGCCAUUCGUGCGAGUUGCGAGACGUCCGGCGUUUGCUCGUGCCAAAAAGCUUCGGGCGUGUUUUGGCUUCAUCCUGAAAUUUCUCCCCAAAUCUUGAUAAUAUCCCAAACUUUCUUUUGCUAUCCACUUUGGACUUUACGUGCCCAAGCAGGACUUUUUGUGCGCACGCUGGAGCUGGAGGGUGCGAUUACACCGGCUACCUCAAUACGGCGCCCCCUAGCGGAAGCUUGACGAAAAUGCGGCACGCGCUCAACUCGUCCGGUCGUCGCGCUCGCGCUUUAGUUCUGCUCGUCACGUGGUACUGAGGAAAAAAAAUAAAAUAAAAUAAAAGUGAAAGAGAGAGAGAGGUGAUUAUCACAAAGAAAAUGUUGUUGUUGUUUUUGCUCAGUAUCGAUUUGUAAAGCCAAUAAAUAAUAGUCUGAUCAAACAUCUCGACAACAUUGCCUCAAAAUUGCAAAGCUCGUUUAUUUUUAUUUAUUUAGUUUUUUUUUAGGCAGAAUUCAUUUUAGAGGAAAAAGUGGAAAAAGUUACUUUUGUUGUUAAGUAGUUUUUAGACAAAACAGCAAAGCCAAAGAAAAAAAACCAAAUUUCUUCUCAAAGGUUGAGUUUAAACGUGGAUUUAAAAUCUUAUUUUAAUCAGAUACUAAUUUAGGCUCCUUUUGUAGUGUAUUUACACAUGUAUUUAUAAUUUCCUUAUUUAUAAUUUCCUCAUGAAUGAGAAAGAGUAUUCUACGAUUUUAAUUUGAAAUCAAUCGAUAAAUUAAUCAAUUCAAUGAAUGAAUAGGAAAUAAUAGUAUGAGGAAAAAAUACUGUUGAUGGAAGAAAUGCUUCGAAUAUGAUUUCUAGUGGUCUUUUUGUUCUAUUUUGUUUUGUUUUUUUGGAAAGCAAAUAUUGUCGCUUUCUUUUGUGAGCAUUUGUAUGAAAAACAAAUGAAUAAAUACGUUUAAAAUAAGCAAUAUUAGUGGAAAAAAAGCGAGAUGACUGCUUGCGAAAUUUCACAAUUAGUGAUGAUCGGAAUGACUCAAAUCGGAUUUGCUGCAAAAACUGAUUUGUCCACACGAGGGCAGCAGAAUCUAAAUUUACUGUUACCAAUUACGCUCCAUGAAACAAACCAUCAGCCAUCCCUUUUCUGAGCCGCUUAUCCUCACGAAGGUCGCAGCAGCGCCGCAGCCCAUCGCAGCUGCCGUCGGGCGGGAGGCGGGGCACACCCUGAACCGGCCGCCAGCCGGCCAAUCGCAGGGCACGUGGAGACAGACAACAACCGGACUCACAAUCACACCUACGGGCAAUUUAGAGUCUCCAUUUAUUUUGAAUAUAAAUCUUUCCACCUUUUGAAAUACAUUUAUGUGUUCACAUGUACACAUAUUUCUCAUUCCUUUGAUUGCAUUCCUAAUUUUUUUAUUUCUUUGAUAUGAUCAAAAUGCAAUGUGACCCUUGAGCACAAAAGUCUACACACCCCCAAUUGGAAGCAGAUGGCGGCGGCACUUUUUCAG